AUGGACCCUGUCUUUUGGACGACUUUAUCGGUCAACCUAAACGGGCCAUUCAUACCCUCUAUCAUCACCAAGUUCUUCACCGCCGUCGGGAAAAACCCGUUCAACGUUACCGUCACCUCAGGAGACACGAGCUCGCCGGAACUGAGUGCUACCAAAGAGCAUGCACGUCUCACCGUGCUAAUGAAGCAGCUCGAUCCCCACCUAGGUGCAAAAGUCCUCAAAUCACUUCGCUUGGACAUCAUCUACCGCUCAUCCAUCCUCCUCGCUCUUUCUUAUUUGGGCGAAAAAGAACUCUUCUGUCUUUCGGACCUCCGCCUCAAUUCUUAUGUUGCGGACACCGAGGAAGAGGCUACUGUCUUCCAGCUGAUGUUCCCCGAACUGACUUCGCUUCAUAUUGACGCAAAGACGUUCGUCGAUAUUGUCAUGGAAGGUGUGGAGUGGCCUCAGCUUCCGGGGAUGGGCAUACACCCAUUUGCUCUUGUUGUUACCCGUUAUCGGCCGAGGGAAGAGGACCUGCUUUCGAUCGACGGGUUUGUUGAUGCUCUGGAUUUUUUCAUUUCGGAAAUACCAUUCCUCACCCUCAGAAUCUCGGACGUCGGAUUUGACCCCUCCAGCGGGUGCGACAUUGACGGUUGCAUAGUCCGACCAUCAGCACUCGUUAGUCUCGCUGACCUUGAAGGUCCAAUCAUCCAGGCCCUCUUCUCCAUCAUCGAGUACAGACCGUCGGACAUGGCUGCUUUCCAGGGCGGUGAUACCGCAGUCUUGACGCGAUGCGAGGUCGCAACGGAGACGGAGAUUUGGUGCGAUUUCCUUAGGCUUGAGGAGAUAGAUUCGAGUUCGUCAAUCAUCAACGCCCUUGAGAACUGGUCACCUCACAACCCGAUGGGAUACACCACCCUUAUGGUUGACAAGUGCAGCGGAUUCGAUGACUCGGUUUUAGAAUGGAUGGUUGAAGAAGAGGACCGUUUCGCACGCCUGAAGAAAAUCGCGGUGACCAAACCAGCGUUCUCCGCUGAGACAUUGCACGAGUUGGCGGAAGUUCUAUUAGACGAAGCCUUAUCUGAAAUUCAGGUCUGGGAUGGACCACCGCUUGACGAGGAAAUUCGUGACAGGUUUGCAGAGUUGGAGAAAUUGAAAUUUUCGUGGAAAGUGUAG
Molecule: messenger RNA, 1155 nt
Organism: Coniophora puteana RWD-64-598 SS2
Lineage: Eukaryota; Fungi; Basidiomycota; Agaricomycetes; Boletales; Coniophoraceae
Exons: 1
Coding region: 1-1155 (384 amino acids)
Source: RefSeq, a predicted model, not a curated record